GUCAGACUUGUCACUUGCACUUGUCAUUCAAUGUCCAGCAUAACCUGAAAUCAGUGGUUUGAAUUUUAAAUCAAAUAUUUGCAUUUUCAACUGCUGAAAAUACUCAAAUAGGAUCACCAAAACUCAAAUCCAGAACCGAUGACCGAGAUCAAGCAAGAAGUUUGGUGCAAAUUUGCAAAGGUCUAUGAUCCAAUAAAGAUCGGAUCUAUUGACGGCACAGACUUGGAACCCCAUGAUAGGGGAAUCGAAAGAGCGAUAAAUUCCAAAUAUGUACCAAAUCGUCACAUCAAGGGUAAACCAGAGUGUACAGUUUUUGUCAGUAGAUUGAGCUAUAAGACCACCAAAGAUACCAUCAAAGAAGUUUUUUCAAAAUAUGGAAAGCUUAGGAGAUUUAGGCUGGUCAGAGAUAUUGUAACAGGGAUGCCAAAAGGGUAUGCUUUCAUUGAGUAUGAAUCAGAACGAUCAGCUGAGGAGGCUUAUAGAAAAGCCAAUAAGAUUAAUAUAGAUGGUAGUACAAUUUUUGUAGAUUUUGAGUGUGAACGAUUACUUAAGGAAUGGAAACCAAGGAGACUAGGAGGCGGUUUUGGGGGAAGGAAAGAAUCUGGACAGCUGAGAUUUGGUGGUAGGGAUAGGCCCUUCAAAAAACCAAUUAGUCUUGAGUUAAAAGAGGAAGAGGAGCAGAGGGAAAGACUAAGAAGGAAAACUAAGAGAGAAGAUAAAGACUUCAGAGAUCACAGAUAUGGAAAAAAGAGGCAAUUAUCACCUGGUUGGAGAAACUAAUUCAACUAUUGUUUUCAUUCAUUGCAUAUGUCAGGGGUGAAAAAGAGGUUGUUCUUGUAUUUGGAAUGUAAAAUCAAUUAAAAUUUGUAUAGAACAUCCAAUAAUUGCUCCCUUUAUUUAGAAAUAAAUUAUUAUAUAAUAA
Molecule: messenger RNA, 922 nt
Organism: Phaedon cochleariae (mustard beetle)
Lineage: Eukaryota; Metazoa; Arthropoda; Insecta; Coleoptera; Chrysomelidae
Source: the annotation of a GenBank genome assembly